ACGUUUCCACCCGGUCUGUACACACUGUGAUACAAAGCACUUCCUCCAUGCGUAGUUUUCGAUGAAAUGAACUCAGUUACGUGUUUUUAAAAGCUUUAACGCCAAAGUCUUUUAUUGUAAUAACGUGGCAGUGGGCUAUUGUGUUGUUUCCAGAAUGGCGGCGGACGUGUCCAAACACUAGUGUGUAACACACCGGGAGUUUCCCUUCAUUUGUGGCAGGAACUCAUCAGGAGCUUCCAUGGAGGGUUUGGAGGAAAAGCUCAAAGUUCUGUCCAUCGCUAGGCGGUCCUGUCCGGAGGAGCCCACCUACCUGCUGGAUGUCGCCUUGCAGCCGAGUGGCCUUCUGGCGGUGUCCUGCUCCAACUUCACCAUCCACCUGCACAACAAGGACACACUGAAGCAGGUGGGAGAAUAUCAAGGCCACAAUGGGCGGCUCUGCGGGGUAACGUUUGGCCACACCUCCUCUGACCUCCUGUACUCUGGUUCUGCUGACGGGACGGUCCGGGUGUGGGAUGUCCGCCGCCCCGGGACGGAGGCGGCCCAGAAAUUUAAAAGCGAUCCAACGCACUGUUACUGCAGCUUCGACCUGAGCUGCAGCGACACGCUCCUGUGUGCCGGCACUGAGCAAGUGGACAGUGAGGACAGCUUCCUCGUUUUCUGGGAUUCCAGGAAACCAGCAGGUGGGCUUCUUGGGGUGUACUCUGAGUCGCACAGCGAUGACAUCACACAGGUGCGCUUCCAUCCCCGGGAUAAGGACCGCCUGGCUUCGGGCUCCACAGAUGGCCUCGUUAAUGUUUUCGACCUCAGCCGGGGGGCGGAGGAGGAUGCGCUGCUUGCCACCUGCAACAGCGACUCGUCAGCCAGCUCGGUGUGCUGGUCCGGGGCCGACUACACCCAGCUGCUCUGCCUCAGCCACGAUGAGGGGCUGCAUCUGUGGGAUUUGGGCCAGCUGGAUACAGAUGAGCCUCUCACCAUCUUCAGCACCUCCGACGCUCGCAGCCUGACUCCACUGGCUGACGGACGAGGCGUCGAUUACCUGGUGGGGGGGUGGCUAGAGGACACCCAAAAGCUGCUGGUGGUCGGCGGGAAGAACAACGGAGACCUCCACCUGAUGGAGUGUAACGCCAGGGGUCUUCAUCUGCUCAGGAGCCUGGAGGGUGGCCACGCCUCAACGGUGCGCUGCUUCCUGUGGGAUGCAGUAGGGGAGGCCUUGUUCACCGGGGGGGAGGAUGCGCAGCUUUUGCUGUGGAAACCGGGUGGAGAGGAGCUCACAGCAGGGAAAAGGGAGUCUAUGAAGAGCGAGUCAGCUCUCAGACUCAAAUCCAGACCUCAUAAAAAACAUGGCUACCACAGAGAAAAGAAGACAGCAUAGUAAUAAAGUGAACACUGACCUGACUGAAGCAGUCCUGUGUCCUAAAAUUUAAAGCAGCUCAGCUGUUGAGGACGAUGUCAGUAAGCAGAUGAAAUGAUGUUCAUCUUUGCCUCAGCUGUUGAUAGACGCUGUUGUUUUUACUGUGCAGUUUUCUGUUUACAAGCAAAGCAUAUUCUAGUGUGUCAUAGCAGCCUGAAUAUGGACCUUUCCAGUGUUUACAAAGAAACCAGCUUGCAGGAAAAUUGUGACCAGGUGACUUUGAAAGGCAAAUUGUAUUUUAGUCUUUGAUAGAGAUCUGGUGGCCCCAGCUAACAAACAGGGCAUGUAUUUUAAUAUGAAGAGAGCUGUGUGUGUUUAAUAAAAACUUUGGCAUGCUGUGUGACUUCACCACAA
Molecule: messenger RNA, 1765 nt
Organism: Oreochromis niloticus (Nile tilapia)
Lineage: Eukaryota; Metazoa; Chordata; Actinopteri; Cichliformes; Cichlidae
Gene: wdr89
Product: WD repeat domain 89
Molecular function (GO): protein binding
Source: RefSeq, a predicted model, not a curated record